Molecule: messenger RNA, 5133 nt
Organism: Magallana angulata
Lineage: Eukaryota; Metazoa; Mollusca; Bivalvia; Ostreida; Ostreidae
Exons: 5
Coding region: 386-1054 (222 amino acids)
Source: RefSeq, a predicted model, not a curated record
UUUGCCGAAGCGCCACGAAAUCUCGGUGACCAACGGUAUUCAACUUCCUUGUGUAUGAUGUCAAAGUUUAAGAAUUGCAAUACUUAUACGAUUAAUGUGUUUCCGCCCGCUACAAUAUUGCACGUAUUGUAAAAGGCAACAUUUAUUUUUUAACAGCAAUGCGACCUUUUGAUAGGACUUUGAUUAAGAGCAAUAUUUCGAACUGUGUAAUUGAUGAAUCGUUUUUAACAUGAAAUAUUGGGUUGAACCUUUGCUCUCUUUGUUGUGACCAUUUUUGUUCCACUUUUUGACUUUCCGUUUCUCGUAUUCAUACUUUUUUGUCCAUUUCUCGUACUCGUUGGGAUCCAACUCGUUGAAACAGGUGGACAUAUGAUAAAAAAGGACAAUGGCUUCUGUUGAUGUUCAUUUAAUUGUCAACACUCUGUUAUAUUUCUUCAUUUUUGCUUGUGGAUUUGCAAUUUCCAUACCAAUAGGAAUCAGUCAAAAUGAGUUCAAAGAAUGUCUUCUCUAUGGAAAACUAGAGCCCUAUAAUAUAUCAACGUUUUAUUUGAGUUCCGGUACCAAGACAAACUGUGAUUUUCCAUUGUAUUUUGGUGUCUUUGUCUGUAUUGUCUACGCCUUUGGAAAGGGAGUUUCCAAUUUAUAUGUCAUUUACAAAUCGCAAAAAGAUCCAUCUAUAACGUCCAAGAUGUGGGUUAAACCAUUCAUUUUAAUCAACUCCUUGGUAACCAUUGUCAUGAUUUCCUCUUCCUGUAUCAUUAGUGUUGGAUUCAGUGAAUUCUGUGCCACCCUUACCCAGGAUAAACCUUACCAGUACUAUAAAAGUUGCAAGUACGCCCCCAUGAGGAGAAAUGGUAUAAUUGUUUUCCAACUGGGACAUUUUUACACCCAAAUGGAAGUUACACAGAAAGCCUCGUGGAUUUGCACUCUUGGGUGGUCGGCUUUGGUGAUUUCUGGAAUUGUCCGGUUUAAACUCAAUCGACGUAUGAAAACCCGAAGCAGUGCUGCAUCCCCAAAGAUGAUCAGCAUAAACAACAUUGAGCAGGCAGCUUAAGCAGACACAUCGACCGUCAAUGAUAUUAUCCCUAGCAUCUAAACAAAAUUUUAUUAGAUAAUAUGAUAAUAAAACUUAUCUCAUUACAGUGAAUGAUGUGCCUAUAAUAAGAAAUGUGUUGACAUCAGCUGCCUGUGCUAUUGUGUACAUAUUCCUAUUUAGUAGUUACAUGCAUUUGGUUUUAUUAGGAGCUUCUAAUAGUAAUUAAUUUAAAUUUGUUACAAACAACUCACGUUGUUAUUUCAAGACACAUGUAAAUGACUUUAUUGUGACUUAUUGAAACAUUAAACAGAAAAUUUACUUUUUUUUAUUCUGCCCACUCAUUUUCAUAGAGUUAAUUAUAUUGGUGAAGGCAUAUUUUAGGUUUAAAUGUUCAGUGAAAACUUAAAUGUAUUAAAUUGUUAUAUUUUUGUAUAGAUAGAUAUAAACGCAGGUAGUUCAAAAACUUAACCGUGAAUUUGUUAAUUUGACCUGAUGCAUGCAGUACACUUUCUGAGUGAAUCAUUAGCAUACUUAGAAGAAGUACUUUUCAUAAUUCAAAAAUACUAGUAAAAAUGUUACGGUUUGAAAUUUAAGUUUCAUAUUUGGAAAUCUCUGUGUGCUUAUGUUUGUGGUGGUACUUCAAUUUUCUCUAAGGUUUAGAAAAAUGAUGUUUUCUUUAAAAAAUUUUGAGCGGUGAACUUUGUAACAUGAAUUCCAUAAUAUAUUAAUAUCGUAAAUACAUAUGUAGUUUAAUUCAAGGCAUGGUGACAUUAAUUAUUGUAUUAUCAAAGAGUAUGUGGAGGUAAAUUAGAUUUUGAACAUUUAUUAACUUUUAAAUGAUCAAGAAAAGCAGAUGUUUGCCUGUUAGUAUACAAAAAGUAAACUUACAGGUUGGUUUUUAGCUCACCUGAGCUGAAAGCUCAAGUGGAAUUUUCUUAUCACUUUUUGUCCGGCGUCCAUUUGUCCGUCUGUCUGUCUGUAAACUUUUUACAUUUCCGACUUCUUUUCCAGAAUCUCUGGGCCAAUUUCAACCAAACUUGGCACAAAGCAUCACUAAGUAAAGGGAAUCAAAAUUUGUUAAAAUGAAGGACAGCGCCUCAUUUUCAAAGGGAAAUAAUUAAAAAUUAUUGAAAAUUUUUUGGUAUUUUUAAAAAAAAAACUUCAAAACAGAAAUCGACCAGAAAAGCUUAAACUUGUGUGGAAUCAUCGUCAGGAAGUGUAGAUUCCAGUUUUUACAGAUCAUGACCCCCGGGAGUAGGAUGGUACCACGUUUAGGGUCGAAUUUUUAUAUAUGAAUCUCUAGAGUAGAUAUUUAAAAAUCUUCUUCUCAAAGACCAUUUGACUAGAAAAGUUCAAACUUGUUUGGAAGCAACCUCAGAUAAUGUAUAUUCAAGUUUGUUUAAAUUAUGAUCCCAUGGAUUGGGGUAGGGCCAAUAUGGAGGCUCAAAUUUUUCGAGAUUCGAGUUUAUUCUAAUCAUUAUUUGGUGGUAGGGUGGCCCAACAUUGGAGGGAGGGGUCAAAUAUUUACAUAGGUAUAUAUACAGAAAAUCUUUUAAUUUUUUUUCUCAAAAAACAUUUGACAAGAAAAUCUGAAACUUGUGAGGAAGCAUCCUCAGGUAGGGUAAGGUAGAUUCAAGGGUGAACAAUUCAUGAUCCUCGGGGGUAGAGUGUUGCCAACAUGGGGGUUGAACUUUUACAUACGGAUAUAUAUAUAGAGAAAACGUUUAAAAAUCUUCUUCUCAAAAAACCAUUUUACCAGAAAAGCUGUUACUUAAGUAAAAGCAACCUAAGUAAGUGUAGAUUCAAAUUUAUUAAAAUCGUAAUCUUCAGGAGUAGGAUUGGAGGUCCAUUGUUAAUUCUUCAAAAUUGUUUAGACUUUGGCCCCUGAACAAUCCUUGGGCCUCACAAGGGGUUCAGAGUUUGAUGUGAGUUUAUAAAUAGCCCAUAUAUGAUCAGUUGUUUAAGAUUUUCUUAAAAACUGCAAUGCCCAUUGUUCAACAUGUGAUAUAAAUUAUAUAAUAUCAUCCUAUGACAAAAGGGGCUCAAUAUUAAACAUGAGGAUACUUGUAUCCAGGGAAAAACUGCACUUUUUUCAUACCGAAUUUAAUAAAUUAGAAUAUACAAAAUUACAAUACAGAUAUUUUUUUAUAUAUGUGACUCAUAAAGCUGAUUUUAUUACGUCUAUUGUUGAUUAGGUGAGCGAUGUGGCCCAUGUGACUCUUGUUUAUCCAACUAUAUUUACAUUCUACUUUGAUUUUUCAUUAAAUUCUGUGAUCUUUAAAUGCCUCUAAAUGCAACAACUAAUCACUGCGUACGAAUUUAUAUAUAAUUUACAUAUUAAGUAGCUUUUAUGGAUUGUAUACAAACAGUGAUUUCUAUGUUAUCGGUUAAAAAAUAUAUUUCAUACAGGUUGUCAAAACACCAUUUUUUACAAUUAUUCAACAAAAAAAGUUGAUUUUAUUGUUAUAAGCAAAAUUUCAACAGUUAAUUUUUAUGGAUUGUAUUUUCAUGCUUACGAUCCCAACUCAACAGUCGAAGUAUAUAAUUGAUCAGCGAGGGAAUGUAAAUAUAAGCAUAAAAGUGACCUAGACACGAUUUCAGAUGAAAAAUUUAUUUUUGAUUUCUAUGUAUAAGAUAGUUUAUUAUAUAAAAAUUGUUCAUUUUCUUCUUUAAAACCUUCUGCCACAAAAUAUAGUUCCUUAAUAAACUCUGUAAAAUAUAAUUUCUUCAAAACAAUUUUAUUCAAUAUAGUUUAUUUGGCAAUGUAAAAUAUAAAUAUACUACUAGAAUUAAUAUGUGAUGCAGUAUUUUUGAUGCAGAAAAUGGCUACCCAAAACCUAAGAAGCGAACCUCUUUAAAUGAUUUAUUUUUGACUUCGUCGUAUCAAUAACUGCCGUCAACUGAGCAGUCAAAAAAACCAUUACGCGCUAACGUGCGUUAUUCAAUUUGCCUGCUUACCUGACGGCAGUUAUUUAUUUAUUUUUUUAUUAAAUGUGUAGACUUAAAAUCGGGAAAUGCAGAAAAUAACUAAAUUGAUCUUAAGGUAUUCCACACCUCAAUGUUCUUGUAUCAGAAUUUCUUGCAAACUAUAUCAUUGAAAUCUGUAGACAAACAUACUUUAAAAAUACAAAGAUAAUGGGUGGUCAGUGUUCAUCCCUCUUAGUCAUUGCAAAUUUAAAUUGACCUUUUUGCACCUAAAAUGCAAUUUCAGUAUUUUUGAUUAAGCAAACUUAUUUUUUCAAAUAUUGUUUUUUUAUGCACAUUGGUCACACUGAAUAGAGGGAUUAUGGAAAAAUUUUGUACCUUAAUUUUUUGUGACCUUUUUGCAUUAAAAUGGACAAUUUCUGUAAUAGUUACAAUUUGAUUUGAAAUAAAAAAAAAUUUGAAUAUCAAGAAUUUUAUAAGGUUAAUCCAAUUUGCCUAGAUAUGUAUUCAGUAUUAUUUUGACAUAAUAAAACAGAAAAUUAAAGAUAUAUGGCUUCAAAGGUAAUUCCCGCAAAAUUUGGCUAUCACUCUCUUAACAUAUACUUUUGUAUAUGUCACGCAGAACCUAUAGAAUAUGUUUCAAACCUAUCACAUGUUAAAAAUUUUAAUAAUGAAAAAAGUAUGAUAACAAGAAAAGUACAUUGAAAAUUAAUAAUAUUGCUUUUUUCUGUCAUUUUCGUCUAAAAAACUUCUGCAUGAAAAAAUAGUUUCCUUGAAAUUCUUGAAUUAAUUCUUGAAUUCAAAUGAAUUUUUUCUUUAUGAAUGAUGUGUAAUUAUGAAAUAAUAAUCUUUUUGUUAUUAUUAAUUAUAAAUAAAUAAAAUCAUAUUUAUUAUAAAUAUAAUGAUCAUCUGCGCAAUUAAAUCAAAACGUGAGGAUUGAGAUACCUAUAAAUUGGUGACACGUGAUUGUAACCAUUUUAAAUUUGGGAAUCUUAUGAAUAUUAUACAUAUUGAUUCAUUGGGGGAAAAUGGCCAUAUUUGUGUAUAAAAUGUUAGCUCGAUUCAUUUAAAAUCCACUAUUUCUAACCUGAUCUUGCCUUUGUACAUUUGUAAAUAUUUUUGUUUUUGUACUUCGUGUACCAUUGACAUGGUUUGAGAGAAAUAAACACUCA